Electrophorus electricus (electric eel) is the source of this 6186-nucleotide messenger RNA. RefSeq names its product PTPRF interacting protein alpha 3 (gene ppfia3). Gene Ontology annotation, molecular function: protein binding. The record is from RefSeq and is a predicted model, not a curated record. Gene Ontology annotation, cellular component: presynaptic active zone. Gene Ontology annotation, biological process: synapse organization. Lineage: Eukaryota; Metazoa; Chordata; Actinopteri; Gymnotiformes; Gymnotidae.
CCGGAGUUAGGUGUAACGCUGCUCUCGCUUGGUGCGGUCGCUAUGUGUGAGGGAGAGGGACGGGGCUGAUAACUGGGCUUAAACGGCAGUACCGGGACCCGUAGGCGCCGCGCUCGGACGGUGUCAGCGGGGAUGUAGUGUCAUGCAUUGACUCCCGGCGAUGACAAGGCACUCUCGCAGCUGACUGUCCCGUGUGGGCCCCCAGAACCCAACAGGUCUGUCCCAGCCUCUCCGGCUGCUGUAGUUGCUCAGUUGCAAAACUGGACUACGCCCCCUCACUCCACCGCCAAAACCACACCCGAACCAAGGCAUCAUCUGGUAAGGGAAGAGUCCAGGAGCGGACCGCCAAGUUCAGGCGUAUUCUGGACAAAAGCAAAAUUUAAAAAAUGGAGGAUCUGAAGAAAAGGGAUGAAAGUGAUCUGCUUCUAAACACCCGCAUUUGAAUAAGAGCACAGAGUCACAAGUGUGCACGCGCACACACACACACACGCACACACACAUACACACGCACAUCCACACACACAGAGAUUGCGACAUAGAAGAGCAGAAAUCUCAACAUUCAGUAGUAAAGAAAUACCCGGAGUGUGUGACGCCCUCGCCAGUCACAAACACACAGUCACAAACACACACACACACACACACACACACACACACACAACCAAGCGCUAAUAUAUCCCUCAUAAACACACAAGCACACACCCACGCAGACAGAUACACACAUAUCUGCACAUGGCUGCCACACUCGACUAAACUCCACAGGCUGUACAGAUCAGACUCUCUCUCACACACACACACACACACACACACACGCGCGCGCGCGCGCGCGCGCACACACACGCACUUAGACGUUCAUAGUACCCUCACGGUACUGCACAACAAGCGCUCUCAUUUGGUUAGGCUCUUAUUUACAGCAUCAAGAUGAUGUGCGAGGUGAUGCCCACCAUAUCGGAGGAUGGACGAGGAGGCGGGGGAGGGGGGCCAUCCUCACCCGCGGGGGGCGGGGCUGGCACAGGAGGUGGCAUAGGAGGCAUGGGUGGCGGCUACAGCGGGCGCGAGGCCCGCGGCGGCGGCGACGAGGGCGGUAGCACCGGCAACUUGGAGUCGCUGAUGGUCAACAUGCUGACAGAGAGGGAGCGGUUACUGGAGAGUCUGAGGGAGACCCAGGAGAGCCUGGGCACGGCGCAGCUGCGGCUGCGUGAACUGGGUCACGAGAAGGACUCGCUCCAGAGGCAGCUCUCCAUCGCACUGCCACAGGAGUUUGCUGUGUUGACCAAAGAGCUGAAUGUUUGUCGGGAGCAGCUGCUGGAGAGAGAGGAAGAGAUUGCAGAGCUUAAAGCAGAGAGGAGCAACACUCGGCUGCUGCUGGAGCAUUUGGAGUGUCUCGUGUCUCGUCACGAGCGCUCUCUGAGGAUGACUGUGGUGAAGAGGCAGGCCCAGUCUCCUGCUGGCGUCUCCAGUGAGGUGGAGGUCCUCAAGGCCCUCAAAUCCUUGUUUGAGCACCAUAAAGCCCUGGACGAGAAGGUACGAGAGCGAUUGCGCGUGGCUCUCGAACGCGUCGCAGUCCUGGAGGAAGAGCUGGAGUCUUCAACAAAUGAGCUGCACACUCUACGGGAGCAGAUCAAAAGACGUGAGCGUGGAAUGGACAACGGCAAAGAACGCCUGCCAAACGGCCCCUCCUCCAUCCUGGAUGAUGGAGAGAUGGACAGGCAGAGGGAGGGAGAGAUAGAGCGACAGCGAGCGGAGCUUUCGCAGCUCAAAGAGAGACUCGCCCUCAUGUGCAGACAGGUUGGAGAGAUUGAAGAGCAGCUCACUGCUGCACGGAGGGAGGUGACCAAGACUGAGGAAGCCAAUCAAAAACUACAGAGGGAGAUCAAAGAGGCCCUGUGUCAGAGAGAAGACAUGGAGGAGAGAAUUACUACCUUAGAACGGCGGUACCUCAGUGCCCAGCGGGAGGCGACGUCUCUCCAUGACAUCAAAGACAAGCUGGAGAAUGAACUGGCCAGCAAAGAAUCCCUCUACAGACAGAGCGAGGAGAAGAACAGGCAGUUGCAGGAGAGGCUAGAUGAUGCCAAGCAGAAGCUUCAGCAGACGCUGCAGAGGGCGGAGACUCUGCCUGAGAUUGAAGCCCAGCUUGCUCAGAGAGUGGCUGCUCUCAACAAGGCAGAGGAACGCCAUGGCAACUUCGAGGAACGACUGCGACAGAUGGAGGCACAACUGGAGGAAAAAAAUCAGGAGUUGCAGAGAGCAAGACAGAGGGAAAGGAUGAACGAUGAGCAUAACAAACGCCUCUCUGACACGGUGGAUAAGCUCCUGUCUGAGUCCAACGAGCGGCUGCAGCUGCACUUGAAGGAGCGCAUGGCAGCUCUCGAGGAGAAGAAUGCUCUGUCUGAAGAACUCGCAAACAUGAAGAAGAUCCAAGAUGAUCUGCUGGCAAACAAGGAUCAGCUCAUCGCAGAACUAGAGCGACUACAGCUAGAACUGGACCAGCUGAGAGGCAGACCUGGCUCCUCCUACUCUCGUUCUUUACCUGGCAGUGCACUGGAGCUGAGGUAUUCCCAGGGAGGAGGAUCCUUACCUGCUGGGUCCACCACUCACCUGGACCAUUAUGGAAGCACAGGCUCAGGGGGCGUGGUCAGACGGGCCCACCGCGGGCGCUGGGGUGGGCCCAGGGAGGACACUAGCAAGUAUGGCGAGUGGGAUAGUGGCACCCUCUUGGGUCCGGGUUUUGAGGGCGGAGUGGAGGGCGGCUGCUCAGAUGAGGAGGAAGACCGUGAGACGCUCUUCGGCUCAGAGCUCCUCUCACCGAGUGGGCAGACAGACGUCCAGACGUUGGCAAUCAUGCUACAGGAACAGCUGGAGGCCAUCAACAAGGAAAUCAAGUUAAUCCAGGAGGAGAAGGAGAACACAGAGUUGCGGGCCGAGGAGAUCGAGAGCCGUGUCAGCAGUGUGGCUCUGGACGGGCCCCUGGUGCCUCCCUCCUCUCUGGGAAGGGACGCCAGUGGCCGGAGUUUCAUCCCUCCUUCCCUAACCUCCUCCACCCUCGCCUCUCCUUCUCCACCCAGCUCGGGACACUCCACCCCUCGCUUGCCCCACUCACCUGCCCGUGAGACUGACAGACAGAAUAACAAGGAGGAUGAUAGGUCCCUGGCACUGCUGGACUCCACCCCUCCGCCCACGCCGCGUGCGCUGCGAUUGGACAGGAUGAGCCACACCCACCCUGGUGCUAUGCUGGACGACAGUCGUGAGUUCCGCAGUCUCUCAGCAGAUGGCAGCAGCACCAACAGCAGUCAGGACUCCCUCCAUAAGUCCAGCAAAAAGAAAAGUAUCAAGUCUUCCAUUGGUCGUCUCUUUGGCAAGAAGGAGAAAGGGAGGAUUGGCCAGCCGGGCCGAGAGUCCGCCUCCCUGGCCUCCACGCCCUCAGAUGACCUGGGCUCUGUUGACCCGCUUGGCCUCACCAAGAUGGCCGGACCUGUGGACAAAGACCGCCGCAGCAAAAAAAAGCACGAGCUUUUGGAAGAGGCCUGUCGGCAGGGGCUUCCCUUUGCAUCCUGGGACGGCCCUACUGUGGUCUCCUGGCUGGAGCUGUGGGUGGGCAUGCCUGCCUGGUAUGUGGCAGCGUGCCGUGCUAAUGUGAAGAGUGGUGCAAUCAUGGCUAAUCUCUCCGACACGGAGAUCCAGAGAGAGAUCGGCAUCAGCAACCCACUGCACCGUCUGAAACUGCGGCUAGCCAUCCAGGAGAUGGUUUCCCUGACAAGCCCCUCGGCCCCAGCUAGCACGCGCUCUUCGACCAGUAAUGUGUGGAUGACCCACGCUGAAAUGGAGUCCCUGACUGCAGCAACCAAACCAGAGCUGAAAGAGUUCAGCUGGGAUCAGAUCCUGGCAUACGGGGAUAUGAACCAUGAGUGGGUGGGUAACGACUGGCUGCCCAGUCUCGGGCUGCCUCAGUACCGAAGCUACUUCAUGGAGUCUCUGGUGGAUGCCCGCAUGCUGGACCACCUAACCAAGAAGGAGUUGCGUGGACAGCUCAAAAUGGUGGACAGCUUCCACAGGGUGAGCCUGCAUUAUGGCAUUAUGUGUCUGAAGCGAUUGAAUUAUGACCGGAAGGAGCUGGAGAGGCGGAGAGACGAGAGCCAGCACCAAAAUAAAGAUGUGAUGGUGUGGUCAAACGAGCGGGUGAUGUGCUGGGUGCAGAGCAUCGGCCUGAAGGAGUACGCCGACAACCUCGCCGAGAGCGGCGUGCACGGAGCCUUGCUGGCCCUGGACGACACCUUCGACUACACUGACCUGGCCCUCCUCCUGCAGAUACCCAAUCAGAACACACAGGCACGACAGCUCCUGGAGAAAGAGUAUAACUCACUGAUUGCCAUGGGAACCGAGCGGAGGCCAGACGAGGAUGGCACUAAGACCUUUACCCGGUCCCCGUCCUGGAGGAAGAUGUUCCGCGAGAAGGACCUGAGAGGAAUGACAUCUGACUCGUCAGAGACGUUGCCCGCUAACUUCCGGGCCUCUGCCAUCUCCACGACCUCCGUGACCCUACGGAAGGUACAGAGUGAAGUGUCUCCUCGGGGGGAGGCUGGAUCAGUGAGAACAUAUUCUUGCUGAAGGGCUCAAAAGAGGGUGCCGAUAGCCCAGGACUGGAGUGUUAAGAGGAGGCAGGGGAGUUGGAUAAAAAGCAAUGAAUAAAUCCAGUUCUAAAAAACAAAUAAACAAACAAACAAACAAAAAAAACCCCCAACAACCAAUGGUCUGACCACUCUGCAAUAACUGAACGAGAGAGGAACGUAUGGAGGAAUGGUGAUUGGAAGGAAUAAAGAACUUAAGGACAUGAGGCAUGGAGAACGUAUGAGAUAGAGAGGAAUAAAGUCGUGGACUGGUGCAGGAGGGAAUGAGUGACUAUUUUAACUUUCACUCCGUGGUUCUCUCAUCUUAUUUCUGUGCCACUGGGAUCUGUGUGCCUGAACCACAGUGUCUCUCGGUCAUUCGUUUAUGCGGAGCUCUCUGUUCCUCCCCACGUCUUUCGUUUCCGGACCAAAACAAACCCACUCUGUGCACUGGCGGCCAUUUUACCUGGAUCAUACCAUUCCAGAAAAAGGGGUGGAAGGAAGUUGUGAUUCAGAGCCUUGUCACCCUGGGUUUCUUUGUCCUUUCCUACUCAUACAGGAUGCGGGUGUUUACGUGUAGUCUAGCACGGCGUGAAUGGCUUGGUCAUGACAGCAGAUUAGCGGCCACAGAUCUUUCAUGGCAGGACGUGGUUCUCCCCUCUUACACGCUUGCCUGACAUGAGAGAUGCCUCAGCGUGAAAAGCAAUAUGGCAUUAUCACUAAAGCCGAGGCGCAGUUCCUGCAAUGCUGCUUUCAACUGUGGCCCUAAAGGCAGACCACGGUGGGCAGGAUCGCACGGAGCCACGGGCACCGGACCCCCUCCAGUACUGCUCAGAUCAGGAAAACCUUAGAUUAGAAAACGUUCCGUCAGGGGCCGGUGUGGUCAGGGACACAACAGCCGGGUGUGGGAGAGCCGCGAACAACAGAGUAGAGAAAUAAAGAGAGAGAGAAAGAUGGAAUGAUAGAGAUCGAGGAAGGGAGAGAGAAGAACGUGUUAGAGAGAGAGAGAGAGGGCAGGGGUAGAAUUCUGCAGUGUCCUAACUGAUUUAUCCACGCAAGCCAUAACAGGACAAAAACGGAAGCAAGAAGUAGAGGACAAACAUGCUUGUGUGUUGCAUGUCAAACAUCCAGUGAUGACAAUGAACUAAACCUCUGGGGAAAAAGACAAUGUGAACUAAAAAUAAAACUAUAUGUGUACAUUAACAGAUGACAACGCGAGCUUGGGGAACAAUUUGUACAACGUGUGUAUUUUCAUUUUUAUGUUUUAUUUUUAUGAUAAUUCUAUUUAUUUUCUUUAUGUAUGUAUUGAAUAAAUGUAUGUACAUGUUCAUUUAAUACUUAAUUCUGACUGUAAUUUGAUUUUAUCUAGUUUAAAGCAUAAAUAUAAAAAAUAUUAAAAACAUGGUCAUUGAAAUAUGCUACUUGUAUGUGUAAAUUUCGAGAACAAAAUUGUGUUAUGAGCUAAGACAAACGUUACUGAUGAUGAGGACGAUCGAUUCAAAUCGAAAAUGCAAAUCUGCAAAAUAAAUGAUAAUAAAACCUGACAAUAAUGGAGAAGAUGACAAUAAAAUAAAGUGUCCCUGAA